Caenorhabditis sp. 36 PRJEB53466 is the source of this 2514-nucleotide messenger RNA. Lineage: Eukaryota; Metazoa; Nematoda; Chromadorea; Rhabditida; Rhabditidae. The record is from the annotation of a GenBank genome assembly.
AUGACAAAACGUCGUGCAAGCAACAAGAAGCCUACUGGAUUGAACAAAUCACUCGGUAAUUCGCUCAGCAAUGAUCGCGAAAAAACGAGAAAGAGUCAUCAGCGUGCCAAGUACGAUGGAAAUGAUAUCGAGAAUCCUGCAUUCAUGGAACACGAGGUCAAUCACUACAUCGACUCUGUCACAGACGAGACGAGUUUGGAGGAGUUUUUGGCCAAAGCUGAGCUUGCUGGAACUGAGUUCACUGCCGAGAAAGAGCAGUUCAAAAUUAUUGAAAAGUUGGUUGAUUGUUUGUGCAUGAAGCGAGCAUGAUUUCAUUUUUCAGAAAUUCAGCUGUUGUUGUCCCGUCGCGUGUCGAUUACCGCACCAAUCUCGAAUUGCAGCAACAAAAUGAGCAUCGACUUCGUAUUCCCAGACGUCCAGCCAAAGAAUUGUGGGACAGUAUGGAGGAGCUGACCAGAUUGGAGAACGACGCGUUCCUUCAGUGGAGGUCCGAUCUCAGCGAGCUUCAAGAGGCACGCCAUUAUUUAAAAGUGGAUUUUAUUUGAAUUUUUAGGUAGAUGGAUUGGUGCUGACUCCAUUCGAACGGAAUCCCGACAUGUGGCGCGAACUGUGGAGAGUCGUCGAGAAGAGCGAUAUCAUCGUGCAAAUUGUCGACGCCCGCAAUCCGCUGCUGUUCAGAAGCAAGGAUCUUGACAAUUAUGUCAAGGAGGUGGAUCCUGCGAAACAGAUUUUGUUGUUGGUCAACAAGGCCGAUUUGUUAAAGCCGGAACAGCUAGAUCAUUGGACCCAGUACUUCAAACAAGAGAAUAUCAAUGUUAUCUUCUGGUUUGUUAAGGAAUCCUGGUUCGUCUCUGAUUGCAGUUUUUAGGUCAGCUAUCGACGAUGUUUUGGAACCGAUCGACGAGGAGAAUGCAGAUAUUCCACCACCAUCGACAUCAAAAUCUGAUCUGUUUGUGACGAACAAGGAUAAUCUCAUCGAAAAGUUCAAACAACUCGGACACGUGUCAGACGAGCCGUCAGCUAAACCGGUGAUGGUCGGAAUGGUCGGCUAUCCGAACGUUGGAAAGAGUUCUACGAUCAACAAACUUGCCGGUGGAAAGAAGGUCUCAGUAUCAGCGACUCCCGGAAAGACUAGGCAUUUCCAAACUAUUCACAUCGACAGUCAACUCUGCUUGUGUGAUUGCCCCGGACUUGUCAUGCCUUCCUUCUCGUUUGGAAGAAGCGAAAUGUUCCUCAAUGGUAGGCGGUUGUUGAAUCAAGAUUAACCCUUAUGUUUGUACUUGUUAGGUAUUCUUCCGAUUGACCAGAUGCGAGAUCACUUCAGGCCGACUUCCUUGCUUCUUUCAAGGGUCCCUGUCCACGUCAUCGAAGCAAUGUACUCUAUCAUGCUUCCGGAAAUGGACAAACCUUCCCCAGUCAACUUGCUGAACUCUCUCGCUUUUAUGCGAGGAUUCAUGGCUUCGUCGGGAAUCCCGGAUGGCUCUCGAGCUGCAAGACUGAUGUUGAAAGACGUUGUCAGCGGAAAACUGAUGUGGGCUGCUGCUCCUCCGGGCAUCGAUCAAGAGGAGUUCGAUCGUUUCUCCUAUCCGGAAAAGAAGCACCGCGAUAUUGGACGCGUGCAGAUGGAGAAGCUGACGAAACUUCAGCUACUGGAAGGAGACGAGUUGAAAGGGAAUCAGUUCGACUCGCAACACUUCUCCGGAUCUGUCGGAACUUCACACGUUAAAGACUCAAAGGCUUUGCCACGUAAUCUCGGAACCGUAGUCCCAACGGGUCCAGUCGAAUCAAACGGGAAGAAGCACUUUAAAGGAAAGAAAGACAAAUUGAGAAGGAUAUAUAACGAAUAAAGCCCUUCUUCCAUUGUUAUAUUCAUGUCGCCGCUUUCCUUUUCAAUUCAUUACUGGUUUACACCCAGAUUAUAUCUUCUUAUUUCCUCUUUUGUUGCUCCCAUUUCUCUUGUUGAUCUUUUUAAUCAUAGUUUCAGGUAAACAUGGGCAAGAUUAUGAAGCCUGGAAAGGUCGUCCUCGUCCUCAGAGGAAAGUAUGCUGGUCGCAAGGCCGUCGUUGUCAAGCCACAAGACGAGGGAGUGUCGGACAGAACGUAUCCACACGCCAUCAUCGCUGGAAUUGACCGAUACCCACUCAAGGUAAAUUCAGAUCUAAUAACAAUUCAGAUCUAAUAGCACCUAAAUAUUUUAUUUCAGGUCACCAAGGACAUGGGAAAGAAGAAGAUCGAGAAGAGAAACAAGCUGAAGCCGUUCCUCAAGGUCGUCUCCUACACCCACUUGCUUCCGACCCGCUACUCCGUCGAUGUUACCUUCGACAAGGCUAACAUCAACAAGGUUUGUUCCCUCAAAAAUCUUCCAGAUUCCCUUUCCAUAAAGAAACUUUGUUUUAGGAGGCUCUCAAGGCCCCAACCAAGAAGAGAAAGGCCCUCGUCGAAGUCAAGUCCAAGUUCGAGGAGCGCUACAAGACCGGAAAGAACAAGUGGUUCUUCACCAAGCUGCGAUUCUAA